UAUAUUUUGUUUUUGUUGAGCAAAAAAACGCCCUUUUCUGCUAGCAAGAGUCGGAUAAUUUUGUAUUCAUUCAGUGGAGUUUUGUCCAGCGGCCCGCUUAGUCAUGGCUCGAGAAGACGAGGAAUGCAUCGUGGACAGGAGACCGCGUGAGGAGGGGGAGGACACACCGAGCACGAAUGGCGGACGCCAGGAUAAUGAAUUGGCUCUGCCCUCGGGCGGCUGCUGCAUGCCAACGAGCACCUGCCAUCGCUUCCAGGCGCUCGUCUUCAUGUGCCUGCUCGGCUUCGGCUCGUACUUCUGCUACGAUAAUCCGGGCGCCCUGCAGUCGGUGUUCAAGUCGCAGCUGGAUCUGAGUGCGACACAGUUUACGCUCAUCUACUCGAUCUACUCGUGGCCCAAUGUCGUGCUCUGCUUCUUGGGAGGAUUCCUGAUCGAUCGUCUGUUCGGCAUUCGGCUGGGCACGAUAAUCUACAUGCUCAUCCUGCUGGUGGGUCAACUGAUCUUUGCCAGCGGAGCGCUGCUCGACACCUUUUGGCUGAUGAUCCUCGGCCGCUUCAUCUUCGGCAUCGGCGCCGAGUCGCUGGCCGUCGCCCAGAACAGCUAUGCGGUGCUCUGGUUCAAGGGAAAGGAGCUGAACAUGGUGUUCGGCCUGCAGCUCUCGGUUGCGCGCUUUGGCAGCACCGUCAACUUCUGGGUCAUGCAGCCGAUCUACAACUACGUGAGCGAGUUCUAUCACGGAUAUCGCGCCCUUGGCGUCGUCCUGCUGCUGGCCACGCUCACCUGUGUGAUGUCCCUGAUCUGUGCCCUCGUGCUCGGCUGGAUGGACAAGCGGGCGGAGCGGAUUAUGCAGCGCAACAACAACCCCUCCGGCGAAAUACCCAAGCUCACGGACAUCUUCACAUUCAAGGCGCCCUACUGGAUGGUCUCGAUCAUCUGUGUCGCCUACUACGUGGCCAUCUUUCCGUUCAUUGCUCUCGGCCAGAAGUUCUUCGUGGAUCGCUUUGGCUACACGGAGGCGCAGGCCAACACCGUCGACUCGCUGGUCUACCUGAUUGCUGCAGUCUCCUCGCCGAUCUUCGGCUUCAUCAUCGACAAGUUGGGUCGCAAUGUCACCUGGGUGAUGGCGGCCACGAUAACCACAAUUGGGGCACAUGCGCUGCUCACCUUUACCCAAGUGACGCCCUACGUGGGCAUGAUUAUUAUGGGCCUAUCGUACUCCAUGCUGGCUGCCAGCCUCUGGCCCCUGGUGGCCCUCAUCAUACCCGAAUAUCAGCUGGGCACCGCGUACGGCUUCUGUCAGUCCGUGCAGAAUCUCGGCCUGGCUGUCAUCACCAUCGUGGCCGGCAUCAUAGCCGACCAGAGCGGCAACGACCACACCUGGGUGCAGCUCUUCUUCAUGGGCUGGCUGACGAUUGCCCUAAUCGCCACCAGCGUCAUCUGGGGCUACGACAGGAGGCAUCGCGGCAAUCUCAACAUGAGUCCGGCCCAACGCGCGACGUAUGUCAAUCCGGUCAACUAUCAGAACUUUGAGUAAGGGACUACCAUGAGCCAGCAUCGUGUGUACGAUAAUUCUGCUCUAUUAUGAAAUUCUAUAAUUCUAUAAUUAGGGGCCCCGAAAUGCGGGUCCGGAAACAUUUUAACGAACUAUGUGAAAAGACGGGUCUACGAUUGAUCUUUGAUAAUGUGAUGAGCGAACAAUGUAUCGCUAGGUAUAUACUGAAUUGGAAUUGUUUGUC
Drosophila navojoa is the source of this 1736-nucleotide messenger RNA. RefSeq names its product minerva (gene mrva). Gene Ontology annotation, biological process: transmembrane transport. The record is from RefSeq and is a predicted model, not a curated record. Gene Ontology annotation, molecular function: transmembrane transporter activity. NCBI's taxonomy places the organism in Eukaryota, Metazoa, Arthropoda, Insecta, Diptera, Drosophilidae. Gene Ontology annotation, cellular component: lysosome.